Messenger RNA from Aplosporella prunicola CBS 121167, 1239 nucleotides. RefSeq lists its product as uncharacterized. The record is from RefSeq and is a predicted model, not a curated record. The transcript is spliced from 3 exons. Gene Ontology annotation, molecular function: nucleic acid binding. Bases 34 to 1113 code for a protein of 359 amino acids. NCBI's taxonomy places the organism in Eukaryota, Fungi, Ascomycota, Dothideomycetes, Botryosphaeriales, Aplosporellaceae.
CACGUCGCUCUGCAGGCUCACUAACACACCACCAUGGGCCUCGCCGGACCAAAGAAUCGCACGAAAAUCUCGGCUGAUCCGAAUAACACAGCAUGGAGCCGCUCCACGGACCGCUUUGGACAUAAAAUCCUGGUAGCGCAAGGCUGGCAGCCUGGAUCCUAUCUCGGAGCUAAAGACGCGGCGCAUUCUGAACACUACACCGCAGCGAAUGCCUCGCAUAUUAGGGUCGCUGUCAAGGAUGACACCCUUGGACUAGGCGCGAAGCGGGGAAAAGCCGAGGCCGAGACAUUUGGACUGAACGCAUUCCAAGGCUUGCUUGGAAGGUUAAACGGCAAGAGUGACGUGGAACUGAAGAAGGAGGAGGGGCAGCAAAGAGAUCUCAAGCUCAAGAUAUAUCAAGGCCAACGAUGGGGCACCAUCCAGUUCGUCAGUGGUGGUUUCCUGGUUGGGGACAAAAUUGAAAUACCGUCGGAGAAGCCCAAGAGUAGUGCUGGUUCAACGGAAAAGGCCAUGCAGCUGGUAUCAGAAGCGCGCGACACUGAUGAGCCAGCAAAGAAGAGGAAGCGCAACCGUGGCGCAGACACUGGAGAAGAGGCACCGGAGCUGAAAAAUAAAAAGAAGAAGUCGGAUCUGAAUGCAGAGUCCGAAGAUAGCAGCCAGGAAGACAGCGAUGCUCGUUCCAAGAAACGGUCCAAAUCACGCUCGAAGAGCAAGGAUGCCUUGUCAGCAGAUAGCAGCGGUGUCACAUCAACAGCCACAUCAGGCGAUGAGAAGUCCGAGAAAAAGAAACGGAAGCUGGAGAAGAAGGCUCGGAAGGAGGCGAAAAAAGCAGCAAAGCUCGAAAGGCGCGCCAAGAAGGAGGCCAGGCGGGCGGAAAAAGAACGCAAAAACCGCGACAAGUCACAAGACGAUUCGACCAGUGAUUCUUCGUCAGACGAAGAAGAUGCUGCCCCCAAGGCCGGCUCUGCCGUUGCGUUGGAGGAGACUAAGGCUGCUCCUAGUUUUGCUGGAGGGCGCCUUGCUGUGCGCCAAAGGUACAUUCGCCAGAAGAAAAUGGCGUCCAUGGACCCCCAGGCGCUGAAAGAGAUUUUCAUGGUUAAAGCACAGGCAUAGUCCUGUCGGGCACUGCAUUCAGCAAGGCGUUGGUGGUUUUUGCGCAAGUGUGUCUUUGUUGUGCCAUUGUUAGACAACUGAUGCUCAGAUCUUGGUUAGAGACCAAGCGUACAUCUCUAGACGUAC